CCUAAGGAAGCUGAUGUGUUAUUCCCUCUCUGCAACGAAGGAUCAGGAAGUUUGUGCUCUCUCCGUGGCUGAGAAGUUUUUCCACCUACCAAGACUGGGGUGGGGUGUGGGAACAGGUGUCUUCCUAAAAUAGAUCACAAGCUGCAGCCUGAGUCCAACUGUAACCCAGGAGUAACACCAGGUGAGAAUGACUACUUUAACUCAUCGUACCCGUCGUACUGAAGUAAGCAAGAGCUGUGAAAAGAAGGUAGAGAGUGAGGAAGACACUAAUCAAGAGAAGAGUCCAGAUAAUGAAGACUCUGGAGACGCUAAGGAUAUCCGCCUCACCCUUAUGGAAGAAGUAUUGCUCCUGGGACUGAAAGAUAAAGAGGGUUACACAUCUUUCUGGAAUGACUGCAUAUCAUCUGGCCUGCGAGGGGGCAUCCUGAUAGAACUGGCUAUGCGAGGUAGAAUCUAUCUGGAACCCCCUACCAUGAGGAAGAAGCGACUUCUAGACAGAAAGGUAUUGCUAAAGUCAGACAGCCCAACUGGUGAUGUUUUACUGGAUGAAACUCUCAAACACAUCAAGGCAACUGACCCCACAGAAACUGUCCAGACAUGGAUUGAACUGCUUACUGGUGAGACCUGGAACCCCUUCAAAUUACAGUACCAGCUGAGAAAUGUACGAGAGAGAAUUGCAAAGAACUUAGUCGAGAAGGGUAUUCUAACCACUGAAAAGCAGAAUUUCCUACUAUUUGACAUGACCACUCAUCCAGUGACCAAUACAACAGAGAAGCAGCGAUUAGUGAAAAAACUUCAAGAUAGUGUAUUAGAGCGAUGGGUAAAUGACCCUCAGCGGAUGGACAAGCGAACAUUAGCACUCCUGGUACUAGCCCACUCAUCUGAUGUACUAGAGAAUGUCUUCUCCUCUCUGGCAGAUGACAAGUAUGAUGUGGCAAUGAAUCGAGCCAAAGACCUAGUAGAACUGGACCCAGAAGUGGAGGGGACAAAGCACAAUGCCACAGAGAUGAUCUGGGCUGUGCUAGCAGCCUUCAAUAAAUCCUAAAGCCAACAGGUGGGUCUCUCCCUUGCCCCUGCUGGCUGGUGACUGUUAGAGACCCUAUACUGAGUUUUAUGUGAGGAGAUGUUUCCAUCAUUUUUUUCUUCUUCUCUUGAAUCAGAUCAUGGCUUGAGGAAAGCAACUGCAGGGCUUCUCCAUAGACUUGGACCAUUAUGAGAAGUCUUUUUCUCUGUAGUUCCACUCCAUAGAUAAACUGGGUGAACCCCCUCACUCCUAUACACAUACCACAAACAUAUUCUCCCAUUACUUGCUUUUGGAUAAACAAGUGGUAUUUCUCCAGCAAAUAGAAUGUGAAACUGUUUAUUACAUUUUUCUGAAUUUUUUUUCUAUCUUAAAUAUAUAUUUUCUCAGCCUUUGUCUCAGACUCUGUUAAAUAAUGUAGUUUACUGAAAUAACUGUCUCUGAGUGAGGGGCAAUGGAAACUAAACUAGUUUUUGAAGAAGAUGGUUUCUGUGAUUAUAUGUCCUGCUAGUGAUUUUCUCAUCUUUCCUUUUCUAAUAUAAUGAAAAUGUCCCAGAUUUGAUUACCUGGAUACCACAAACUUAAAACCAGAAAUAUAUCAUGCGCUCCCUCUUAACGUUAUCCUGCUCCCUCAUUCAUUAAGUUCAAGGUCUCAACGAAUCAUCAGAAGGGAGAUGGCCUGAGAAUUUCCAUCCUCUGGCAUAUGGAUUAAACCUCUGUGCUCUUACUGAAUUGAGGGAAUUGUAAGCUUCAGUUGUGGAAUAAUAACACCCUGAGUCCAGACAAUAUAUCCAAAAAUCUCACAUCAUCUUGUCCCUUAAUUUUUACUUCCUAUACAAAUUGAUUAAAUUCUUCUCAUAAUAAAGACUCUAGGAAUAAUUUUGUCUAUAUUUAAGAUACC
Messenger RNA from Perognathus longimembris pacificus (Pacific pocket mouse), 1922 nucleotides. RefSeq names its product golgi phosphoprotein 3 like (gene Golph3l). Gene Ontology annotation, cellular component: trans-Golgi network; Golgi cisterna; cytosol. The transcript is spliced from 5 exons. Bases 188 to 1045 code for a protein of 285 amino acids. Gene Ontology annotation, molecular function: phosphatidylinositol-4-phosphate binding. The record is from RefSeq and is a predicted model, not a curated record. NCBI's taxonomy places the organism in Eukaryota, Metazoa, Chordata, Mammalia, Rodentia, Heteromyidae. Gene Ontology annotation, biological process: Golgi organization; retrograde vesicle-mediated transport, Golgi to endoplasmic reticulum; Golgi vesicle budding.